UUCCUGGUUAUCAGGGCUAUAAAUGGGACGCAGCGUUGGCACAGCUCAGACCCCAACCAUGAGCAGCCUGGAUGCCAUCCGGGAGGGCUACGCACGCUUUGAGCCCCACGCCUACCUGCACAACAACUACGUGCCCCCCCGCGCCGACUUCUCCUCCGAGGAAUGCGUGGUGCCCUGGAAGCUGAGAUGUUUGGCCGAAACCUUCGCCAGCGGUGAGAUCUGCGGGCGCACGCUCAUCGACGUGGGCUCGGGCCCCACCAUCUAUCAGCUGCUGAGCGCCUGCGAUCACUUUGAGGAGAUCGUGGCCACCGAUUUCCUGGAGGUGAACCGGGAGGAGCUGCGGCGUUGGGUGCGGGGUGAGCCUGGAGCUUUCGACUGGAGUCCCUUCAUCCAGCACGUCUGCAAGAUCGAGGGGCGCGGGGAGCCCUGGCAGGACAAGGAGCAGCGGUUGCGGGGCCGCCUGCGGCGCAUCCUCCCCAUCGACGUGCACCACGCAGACCCACUGGGCGCCCCACUGCACCCCCCGGCCGAUGCUCUGCUCUCCACCUUCUGCCUGGAGGCCGUCAGCCCCGACCGCGCAGCCUUCGGGCGAGCGCUGGUGAAUGUGGGCUCAAUGCUGCGCCCGGGGGGCCACGCCGUGCUGCUGGGGGCUCUGGGGGAGUCCUUCUACCUGGCGGGCGCCGCGCGGCUGCCCGUGGUGCCGCUGGAUGAGGACGACGUCCGCGGGGCUCUGAGCGAUGCUGGGUUCACCCUCCUUGAUUUCCGCUCCUAUCCCAUGCCCCCCGCGCUGCGCACCGGCGUGGAUGACGUCGAUGGAGUGUUUUUUGUCCAUGCACAGAAACCACUGGAAGGCUGAGCCCCCUCCCUCCCUGCUUCCCACCCUCAAAAAGGCCGCGCUCCUGAGUCUUGCCAUCCCACCCCCACUGCGUCCCAUAAUAAAGCCUGAGCUGAGCACGGCACGGC
Messenger RNA from Tympanuchus pallidicinctus (lesser prairie-chicken), 963 nucleotides. RefSeq names its product phenylethanolamine N-methyltransferase (gene PNMT). Gene Ontology annotation, cellular component: cytosol. The transcript has 3 exons. The record is from RefSeq and is a predicted model, not a curated record. Gene Ontology annotation, molecular function: phenylethanolamine N-methyltransferase activity. Bases 23 to 856 code for a protein of 277 amino acids. Lineage: Eukaryota; Metazoa; Chordata; Aves; Galliformes; Phasianidae.